Messenger RNA from Limulus polyphemus (Atlantic horseshoe crab), 403 nucleotides. Its product is annotated as cell division cycle protein 27 homolog. NCBI's taxonomy places the organism in Eukaryota, Metazoa, Arthropoda, Merostomata, Xiphosura, Limulidae. The record is from RefSeq and is a predicted model, not a curated record. The annotation marks the transcript as partial. The transcript has 3 exons. Gene Ontology annotation, molecular function: protein binding.
UAGAGUGUUUUUACCCUCCGUGACGUUAGGCCUACUUAUCCUUUAUUAUUUGAAACUUUAAAGUGAUAUAAUUGGUAUCGGACGUAAGGAAAAGUAGAGAAAUGAUGUUUUUUGCAAACUGAAACUGAAAAGGAUAAAUUAUAUGUUAGCCAACAAUGAUAGUUCAAGAGCCGGUAAAGGCUGCCAUAUGGCAUGCUGUGAAUCAUUAUGCCUAUAAUGAUGCUAUUUUUCUUGCAGAAAGAUUAUAUGCAGAAGUGGCAUCUGAUGAUGCAUUGCACCUGUUGGCAACAUGCUACUACCAAGCAAGAAGAACUGUCUCGGCAUAUUCUGUGUUACAUGCAAAAGGAAGUAGAACUCCGCAGUGUCGGUUUCUUCUGGCAAGAUGCUGUGUUGAUUUAAAAAA